This is a messenger RNA of Macaca mulatta (Rhesus monkey), 465 nucleotides long. It is a transcript of the gene SPMAP1, whose product is annotated as sperm microtubule associated protein 1. The record is from RefSeq and is marked inferred. Lineage: Eukaryota; Metazoa; Chordata; Mammalia; Primates; Cercopithecidae.
AUGGCAUACCUGAGCGAGUGUCGCCUGCGACUGGAGAAAGGCUUUAUCUUGGACGGGGUGGCUGUGAGCACCACUGCCCGCGCUUAUGGGCGCUCUAGGCCCAAGCUGUGGUCGGCGAUUCCGCCCUACAAUGCGCAGCAGGACUACCACGCCCGCAGCUACUUCCAGAGCCACGUGGUUCCGCCCGUUUUGCGGAAAACUGAUCAGGAUCAUGGCGGUACAGGAAGGGAUGGCUGGAUUGUAGACUAUAUCCACAUCUUCGGGCAAGGACAGAGAUACCUCAACAGGAGAAAUUGGGCAGGGACAGGGCAUUCUCUCCAGCAGGUGACUGGGCACGACCACUACAAUGCUGAUCUGAAACCAAUCUAUGGGUUCAAUGGAAGGUUUGGCUACCGCCGGAACACUCCAGCCCUCCGUCGGAGCACGUCCGUCUUUGGAGAGGUCACCCACUUCCCUCUGUUCUAA